AUUCCUAUUUUUUCUUCCCGUCCAAAGGAUUUUUCACUUCGACGAAAGAGAAAGGAAUAUUUUUUAACUUUCUCUCUCUGAUUUUUCCCAUUUCUUAUCCCUGCAUAUUGUAAUUCACAUCUCAUAUCCCAUUUUCAAGCUUCAGCUGCCACACCACAGUACAUAUUUGGCGUGCCGAUAGUUGCUGGAGCUACUAUUACCAAAGGGCGUAUUACUGGACACUUUUAGAUUACUUUCUUGUGAGGUCUAGUUUUGCUACUACCUCACGUGUAUAAAGGAAUUGAGGAAGAGCAAGAAAUCACCUCCAGCUUGCAGAGACUAAAUGGCCAUUCUGGUUCAUGAUGUAUAGAUGGAGGGAAGACUUCUCAAACGAGCUUUACAGAUACACCAAAUUUUUGUUGGGGAUUGAUGCUAGAUUGUCCAAUGCAGAACCUCAAACUCUCCCACAUUCCGCUCAUUCAAUAUAGGCCUAUACGAACCUCUGAUUUGGAAGUACUUGAGAAAAUCCACGGGGAUCUGUUCCCGAUCAGAUAUGAAUCUGAGUUCUUCCAAAAUGUUGUUAAUGGCCGGGGCAUUGUUUCAUGGGGAGCUGUUGAUCGCAAUCGUCCCAAUGGGCAAAAUGACGAACUUAUUGGAUUUGUGACUGCCAGGACUGUUCUAGCAAAAGACAGUGACAUAGAAGAUUUUCUGAGAUAUGACUCAUCGAGAUCACAGCAAACACUGAUUUACAUAUUGACACUGGGAGUUGCAGACUCUUAUAGAAAUCUCGGCAUAGCUAGUUCUCUAAUUCACGAGGUCAUAAAAUAUGCCUCGACCAUCCCGACUUGUCGAGCAGUUUACCUACAUGUGAUCUCAUAUAAUAACCCUGCCAUAUACUUGUACAAAAAGAUGUACUUUCAAUGUGUGAGGAGGCUGCCUGCGUUUUAUUUUAUUAACGGUCAGCAUUAUGAUGCGUACUUGUUCAUCUACUAUGUGAAUGGUGGUCGCUCUCCUUGCUCACCUCUUGAGCUCGUUAAGCUUUUAGUUACUUGUGCAAAGAGUGGAUUCAAGACGGUGGCUGCCAAGCUAUGGACGAAAGAAGAGAGAAAGCCCUCCAAAUGGCCAAAAUCCAAGGAGUCUGGUUCCCUUCUCCCAACAAAACAUAACAGGAGGAUGUCAACUGAGGAUGCUGUGUCUCAAUUUGUUUAAUCUCUAGCUCCUGCAGUUUUGAUGAUACUGGAAAUGGAACCAAAAGUCAGAAAGAAAUGUCACAGUCCUCUAUUUGUUUUCUUAUUUAACUGUGUUUUACCUGUACCUAUAGUAAACCUUUGUCAUAUUUCAUCUUCUGUGCUUGUGAUUUACUAGUUGGUAUGUAUAUUAUUGUGAAAGGUCACCCAAGAAAUUCAAUAGUAUGUGUUGAGAUUCUGUUUUAUUCC
Molecule: messenger RNA, 1415 nt
Organism: Nicotiana tabacum (common tobacco)
Lineage: Eukaryota; Viridiplantae; Streptophyta; Magnoliopsida; Solanales; Solanaceae
Product: histone acetyltransferase MCC1
Biological process (GO): N-terminal peptidyl-methionine acetylation
Cellular component (GO): Golgi membrane
Molecular function (GO): protein-N-terminal amino-acid acetyltransferase activity; histone acetyltransferase activity
Source: RefSeq, a predicted model, not a curated record